GCGGGGAGCAGAACGCGGAAGCGGCUUCGAGGGGAGCGGCGGAGCGCGGCGUCGCCGCCGGGCCGACCCCGCGGCGAGGCGAGGCUGAGGCGAGGCCAUGUCGUCCGAUUUCGAGAGCUACGAGCAGGACUUCGCCGUGCUGACGGCCGACAUCACGGGCAGGAUCGGCCGGGUGCCCAAGCUGCUCGGAGAUGAAAAGAAGCAGAUGGUUGCAAAUAUUGAGAAGCAGCUUGAAGAAGCAAGGGAACUGCUUGAGCAGAUGGAGCUUGAAGUCCGAGAGAUCCCACCUCAAAGUCGGGGAAUGUACAGCAGUCGAAUGAGAAGCUACAAACAAGAAAUGGGAAAACUUGAAGCUGAUUUCAAAAGGUCACGGAUCGCCUACAGUGAUGAGGUGCGGAAUGAGCUCCUAGGGGAUGACGGGAAUUCCUCAGAGAACCAGAGGGCACAUCUGCUCGAUAACACAGAGAGGCUGGAAAGGUCAUCUCGGAGACUAGAGGCUGGAUACCAAAUAGCAGUGGAAACCGAGCAGAUUGGACAGGAGAUGCUGGAAAACCUCAGCCAUGACAGAGAGAAGAUCCAGCGUGCUCGGGAAAGGCUUAGAGAAACAGAUGCAAACCUGGGAAAGAGCUCCAGGAUACUGACAGGGAUGUUGCGAAGGAUCAUCCAAAACCGAAUUUUGGUCGUUAUUCUGGCAGUCUUCAUCAUCCUCACCACCGCAGCAGCUAUUUUUUUUUCUGUCCAGGGACGCUGAUAUCUUUAUUCUGCAACAAACUGCUUGUUCUGAGUAAUUAAGACAAAGUGGUCACAUGAAUCAUUCUCUUGCACUGACAGAGUCUCCUUCUCUUUUCCACUAUUCAACUCAGGUGCAAGUGGUGUAAAAUACUUUAUAUUAUUGAUGGCAUAGUUGAUGGCAUGUGGCGUUGAUUAUUUUUCUUGUUCUUCUUUUUUUUUUUUUUUGUCUUUAUCUGAGUGUUUUUGGAAUCUUAAUAUUCGUUUGGGGGAGGGCUUGCUCCAAUAUCAAAAGGCCUAACGUGUCCAAUUCUACCCCAGACAAUUGGUAUGUAAGCUGCAAGAGUUUAGAGAGCUAAAGGGGAUCUUUGCACUUUUCUUGUGCUAUGUGGGGUGUAUGAAUAUCAAGCAGUACCUGACCUUAUGUGAUAUAGAAUAUAAGUAAAGCACAGACCAACGAUGUAGAAAGUGAACCUGUCUCCUGUGACUAACUACUGAUCAUGAAUCAUUGUAAUAGAUGUAACCUGGUUAGGAACGGUAGUUGUAAAAAGUGAGCAACCUAGAAGAUGUUUGAUAUCUGAUGUGGAUCCAACACACUAUUUAACUUCUUUUUUUUUUUUUUUUUUUUUUUAAAUUAAACUUUCUUUUCUGCUUAUUCAAAACAAUUCUGUUUUCAUCUAGAUCAUGAUAAAGCAUCACUUGCUGAAAAUAUAGUUGUGACCGCGGCCCAUAUGUUGAAUCUGUUUCGAAUCUUCCGGUGUUUAUAUAUGUGCUACCAAGUGUACAUGCCAGACCUUUAUUAAAAGUGUAUAAAGAUAUUAAUCUAUUCAUUGUUGAUUGAACAGAGAUCCUAAAUAAUAGUUCAGUGACAAACACAUGAUUACUGUACAUUAACCCAAAAUCUAGAUUUUGCAUCUUGGCCUGUGUUGACGCCAGGUGAAAAUAUCUUCAGUCUAAUAAAUUCUGAUGUGAUGUUCCCCUUUUUAAACAGCAGCUGUAAAAAUGUUCGUUUAUACAUGCUUUUAGCUGAUGCAAUAUAUCAGAGUUUCAUCUACCAGGUUACCUGUGUGUAAAUGAGGUGUGUUUCUCGUUUCUUGUUGGCUCUGUCUCACCUAUAGCAGUGUCUGUGUCAUUUGAAUUACAGUUCCUGCAAGGAUCAUUUUUCUGGUGAUGUGGUAAUUUUCAUAAGAAUUUUUCAAUUUAUUAUAGAUAAUCUCUUCCAAAUACUACAAAUUGAGAAGGAUUUUAACUUAAAAUAUUUUCCUGCAGACACUCAGUGAAAAAAAUCUGAUGGCUUUCAGAUUCCCUGAAAAUUGAGUAGCAAGUGAGCACCAAAUUAUCAAAUGUCUUUGUGAUCUUUGGGGUUUCUGCAUCUCUGCAGUCUCUGCCGAUGUGCUGUGCUGUCUCUGGGAUUGAUUUGGGGAUAAACACCUGAGAGUUGAUUGGGGCCCUAAGUGUGUCCCAUCCUUCCUACAUAACAGAAAUUAAUAACUCAGCUAAAAGGAUGUUGGUAUUGAUACAAGAGCUAAGAUUUAGAAGUAUGCUGAUAAAUGCAGAAUAAAAAGAACAAGAAGAAAAAAUGGAACUCAUUGAAACCAGUUAAAGCACGUGUGGUCAGGUGUGGGUUUUUGAAGUUUCAUACAACUUGCAUCUCAGUUCUAAAGUGGUUUCUCUGCCAGGUUUCUCUGCUUACUCUUGUCAGUGGCUGUAGGGUUGGUACAAAAGUUCCUGGGUAAUCCAAAGCCAUGUAUUUAUUUGGGAAAUGUUGUGCUGUACAGUGCUGCUUGGUCAAGUUCAGCUGCUUCUGUCUGCAGCCCAGCAAUGCAACAAGGCAGCAGGACUCCCUUGCCACCUACAAGUCUCCUUGGGAGACCCCCUCCUCUCGUAUUUGCAAGGUGUGAGGUAGGUAUCCUGUGACUCUCAAGCAUGGAAAGAUUCAGAUGUUGAGCAUGGAGUGUGGAGGCUGCCUGACCUUUAGUCACAACAUGCAUUCAAAUUAAGAGUUUAAGUUUGUGUAGCUUCAGGUAUGGCAUGAGCUAACUUCAGGCAAAUUAGGGAGAAGCCUAGCAGUGUUAGAAGGUAUUUAUCCUCUCCUAAGCAAAUUAGAAGAUGCAUAUUUUGUAAAACGGAAAACUGUCAAGAAGGGAACCUUAAGCUCCAUCUGUUACCUAGACAUUUUCAGCAUUGCCUCAAUAAUUUAACUAUCAUGGGGAUUGAUUCAUGACUACUGAUCUUAACAGUGACCUAUGACUAGGUUUUGCCCUCCAUCUAGCCACCUGCUGGAAUCAGCAAAAAGCUGAAAGAAAACGAGUUUUCCUUAUCCCAGUAUAAAUCUAGGGCAUAGUGUCACAUCAGAUACAUCCACUCAGAUGGGAAUGAGGGAGAGAGAGAGUCUGCCACGUGAAGCCUUCAUCUUCACUUUUGAUGAACCUGCCAUUGCCAUGUUUCUUGUGCUAACCUGUUAAUAACUUCUCCGUGCCUGCUUUGCAUGCUCACAUAUUCCCCAUGUGUAAAAUAUUGCUCGAGUGGAAGUUCUGCUCUGCAAAACGCAACGGGUGUGUGCUCUGUCCCAAAACCCUCCAGCACACGGGUGAGCUGCUCCAGGUGCUCUCGUGUUGGUGGGGAUGCAGUGACUUUGCUGCAGUGUGUGGGCUGCGGCACGGGAAGCAAAAUGCCCGCAGGUAGGGUGACAUCCCCUGGGCUCAGCCUCCCCCCGAACUGGUUUUGUCACAUCUGCAGUGCAUCCGUGAAUGGAUACAAGUGCUCACGAGUGUAUACCUCAAAGAGUGAGAUGUUUCUAAGGUUGCCAGCCUUUGUUGGAAAACGACAAAUUAAAAAACACGCACGUGGUGCUGUGUGCGGAAUUCGUCCUUGCUAAACAGCUGCACUUGCAGAAUAAAUAAACUAAUUCCGUGCUGAAACAAAAUCAAAAGCAAUUUAAUUAAAGACUCUUAAGUUUUAAAGGGUUUUAAAUGCUCUACGUUUUGGGGAAAUAUCAGAAAAUGUAGCUUGACUGACGUCAGUUCCCAUCUCUGGGAUGGGAGGCCAUUUGCUAUUCUGUUUAAGGCAGCCUGGAUUGUCUUAUUUUGGAGCCAGCUUGGUGGGGGGUUUUCUUUGCUGCUGCUUCAGAGCUCUGAGCUUCAAAGGCUGAAAUUAAUGGUGAACAAAAUUGUGCGGCUCUGACCAUCCCAUGCGGGGCAAACCCAUCGAGGGUUAUCAUUAAGUAAAGAAAUAAAGAAAAAAAAAACCUGCCAGUUCCAAAAAAACCUCAUCAGAUAAUGACCUCUGUGAUUGGGUUUUCAUUACCAAACAGCAUCCAGAGAUUGUCUGCCCCAUAGAAAAAAAAAAAAAAGAAAA
Messenger RNA from Phasianus colchicus (ring-necked pheasant), 4086 nucleotides. RefSeq names its product vesicle transport through interaction with t-SNAREs 1A (gene VTI1A). Lineage: Eukaryota; Metazoa; Chordata; Aves; Galliformes; Phasianidae. The record is from RefSeq and is a predicted model, not a curated record. Gene Ontology annotation, cellular component: ER to Golgi transport vesicle membrane; SNARE complex; Golgi apparatus. Gene Ontology annotation, molecular function: SNARE binding; SNAP receptor activity. Gene Ontology annotation, biological process: Golgi to vacuole transport; intra-Golgi vesicle-mediated transport; retrograde transport, endosome to Golgi.